Molecule: messenger RNA, 897 nt
Organism: Boeremia exigua
Lineage: Eukaryota; Fungi; Ascomycota; Dothideomycetes; Pleosporales; Didymellaceae
Exons: 3
Coding region: 1-897 (298 amino acids)
Source: RefSeq, a predicted model, not a curated record
AUGCUUGAUCCUCUCAACAAGAUCAUGUCAAUCCCUCGAACUAUCUUCCACAAGACCAUGUCGAACCCAAAGCCAUGCACUCUGCGAGACAUUGAGAAGGCGGCUAAGCAGGCUGACUCAGACGUAUACGAUAACAUUUCAGACCCGGAUCAGUACGUCUUCGAGUCCCUCCCGGGUCCGUCGAAUUCAACAGUGUCUCUUCUACUUGCGAAAGACGUUGACCAGACCGAGACGCACUUCAGGGUGCAAGGGGCCUAUCUUGAUGGACACCGCGUCUUCUUCGUCAUCGGCUCUGAGGGCUUAGUGCUCCGCGCUGGGGAUGCGCUCGAACUAGAUGAUCUAAGCCUCGAGGGAUUAAGGAUGCCGUUUGCUCAUCUAGCGCGAUCAAGCAGUCGGUUGAUGCCAAACGCCCUCUCAGCUUUGGGCGCCUUCGUCAGGUUCGUCUAUAUGUUGACCAACGGAGUCGAACAACAGCCUUGGGAUAUGGCGAUUCGAAUGGCAGACGUGUGCAAGAAGAUUCGGUAUGGCUACGAAGCUGAGCGUGCCCGGAAGCGGUCAGCAGACAAGAUGACAGACAAGGAAGAUCAAGCCAAGACCAAGUUCGCAUGUAUUAGAGAGAUCGAGGAGUCCGUCCAGAUUCUCGAAGAUAUAUCGAAGAAAGAGCUUUCCGCAGCCGCCCAUCGCGAGAACACUUUGCGGAACGACACUGCGGCUCUUCGUGCUAACCUAGACAAAGAGAAGUCUACAACCGCUCGUCUUCAACGUGAGCUCGCGGAUGCCAAAGCCGAGACAUCUCGUCUUCAGCGUGAGCUUGCGAUCGAGAAGACCAACAUCGCUCGUCUCCAGGGUGAGGCCUCGAUGCCGAGGCUCGUUAUCAGGUCGAGCUCGCAAGCUUGA